This is a messenger RNA of Trichobilharzia regenti, 744 nucleotides long. NCBI's taxonomy places the organism in Eukaryota, Metazoa, Platyhelminthes, Trematoda, Strigeidida, Schistosomatidae. The record is from the annotation of a GenBank genome assembly.
CAAGAAAACAUGAUGAAUAUUAAAAUAUGGCUGGUCUGUUUGUUACUCUUCCUAAGCUCAGUAACAGCUGCAGCCCCACCAGCAUCAUCAUCAUCAUCACGACAACAAGAACUACUACCAGGACCAGAAGGACCAAGGGAAAUGACAACAAAAACGGAAAAGAAGAAAAAUGAAGAAACUGAAGAAACUGAAAAAUCACUUUCUAAAAGUACUUCAGACAAGCAGAAAUCAGAAAGUAGACAUCAAUCUUCAGAUGAUGAUAAGGACGUUGAAACAUAUUUUAUUACAGGAAAAUCUCAAUCAACAUAUAAAACAAAAGAUGCUGGAAAACUUAGAGCAGAAGGCCGAUUUCGUUCACGUGGUAUUGGUCGUUAUGGGACUAUAUCAUCUGAAGGCACUAAGUAUAGCAUUGAAGGUACUUUUGACAGAUAUGGUAGAAAAAGGCCUACUAAAUCAAAGUUUAAAACAUAUGGAAGAGAAAAGAGAUACGCGAAGAAAAUUGUUGAUAAUAGAUUUGAUAUUAAUGGAAAAGUACUUGAAGAACGUAGACAUAGAAAAACAGGUGAUUAUGAAGCUAAGGGGACUCAUGCUCGUUUUAAUGUUCGGAAUGAGGAUGAAAAGAAUACACGAGAUACUUCAAGAAAUCAAAAUAAAGAAGUGGAUAAGUCAAAGAAAAAAGAAAAAACGAAAAAAAAGGAAGUUGAAAAAGAGGAAAACACAUUGCCUGUAAUUCCGGGAGUAUGA